This is a messenger RNA of Fusarium poae, 327 nucleotides long. RefSeq lists its product as uncharacterized. NCBI's taxonomy places the organism in Eukaryota, Fungi, Ascomycota, Sordariomycetes, Hypocreales, Nectriaceae. The record is from RefSeq and is a predicted model, not a curated record. The transcript is spliced from 4 exons. Bases 1 to 327 code for a protein of 108 amino acids.
AUGAGCGAACAAAGACCACCUGUUCCACCAUUCAGCCGCGAGACUGCGCAUGUCAAGGUCAAGGCCGCGCAAGAUGCAUGGAAUACCCAAAAUCCAUCCAAAGUCAAGAUGGCGUACACCCCCGACUCAAUCUGGCGGAAUCGUGGCACCUUUGUCAGAGGCCGUGAUGAGAUUGAGGCUUUUCUAACUGACAAGUGGAACCGCGAGCACGAGUACAAACUGCGUAAAGAACUCUUUGCUUUUGACAAUGACAAGGCGAAUCGCCGUGCAGUUUUGCAAUGGGUUGAUGAAGAAGAGACAGAUGAGUGGGAACAACGUCAAGAUUAG